This is a messenger RNA of Penicillium odoratum, 1167 nucleotides long. Its product is annotated as S-adenosylmethionine synthetase. The coding region runs from base 1 to 1167 and encodes 388 amino acids. NCBI's taxonomy places the organism in Eukaryota, Fungi, Ascomycota, Eurotiomycetes, Eurotiales, Aspergillaceae. The record is from RefSeq and is a predicted model, not a curated record. Gene Ontology annotation, cellular component: cytosol. Gene Ontology annotation, molecular function: ATP binding; methionine adenosyltransferase activity. Gene Ontology annotation, biological process: S-adenosylmethionine biosynthetic process. The transcript is spliced from 3 exons.
AUGGGUUCCGUUGCGCAGAAGCCUGGCACUUUCCUUUUCACCUCCGAGUCCGUCGGUGAGGGUCACCCCGAUAAGAUUGCUGACCAGGUCUCGGAUGCUGUCCUCGAUGCCUGUUUGAGGGAGGACCCUCUCUCCAAGGUCGCUUGUGAGACUGCCACCAAGACUGGUAUGGUUAUGGUCUUCGGUGAGAUCACCACCAAGGCCAACCUGGAUUACCAGAAGAUCAUUCGUGGCGCUAUCAAGGACAUCGGUUACGAUGCCUCCGAGAAGGGCUUCGACUACAAGACUUGCAACGUUUUGGUUGCCAUUGAGCAGCAGUCUCCCGAUAUCGCUCAAGGCCUUCACUACGAUGAUGCCCUUGAGAAGCUCGGUGCCGGUGACCAGGGUAUCAUGUUCGGUUAUGCCACUGAUGAGACCCCUGAGCUCCUCCCCCUCACCGUCCUCCUCUCUCACAAGCUCAACGCUGCCAUGACCGCCGCCCGUAAGGACGGUUCCAUCCCCUGGUUGCUGCCCGACACCAAGACCCAGGUCACUGUCGAGUACGCUCACGACAACGGUGCUGUCAAGCCCCUCCGUGUCGACACCGUUGUUAUUUCUGCCCAGCACACUGACGAUCUCACCACUGAGGAGAUCCGUGCCAACCUUAAGGAGCAGAUCAUCAAGAAGGUCAUUCCCGCUGAGCUUUUGGAUGACCGCACUGUCUACCACCUGCAGCCCUCUGGCCGCUUCGUCAUUGGUGGUCCCCAGGGUGACGCCGGUCUGACUGGCCGUAAGAUCAUCGUCGACACCUACGGUGGUUGGGGUGCCCACGGUGGUGGUGCUUUCUCCGGAAAGGACUACUCCAAGGUCGACCGUUCCGCUGCCUACGUUGCCCGCUGGAUUGCCAAGUCCCUGGUUAACGCCAAGCUGGCCCGUCGUGCGCUCGUCCAGCUGUCGUACGCCAUCGGUGUUGCCGAGCCCCUCUCCAUCUUCGUCGAGACCUACGGUACUUCCACCAAGUCUUCCGAUGAGCUUGUGGAGAUCAUCCGCAAGAACUUCGAUCUCCGCCCUGGUGUCAUUGUCAAGGACCUGGACCUGGCCAAGCCCAUCUACUUCCAGACCGCCAAGAACGGUCACUUCACCAACCAGAGCUUCACCUGGGAGCAGCCUAAGGUCCUGAAGUUCUAA